UUGAAGGUUUUUUCUAACGGAUUAAAAUCAGCUUAAUGCAUUGCAGCUCGAUGCCAUUUCAUUUUCAGACAAACAAAAUUCUUAAAUAAUCAAUUUCUUUUACUUUUAUUUCAUAUCGGCCCACACAGCCUCCACUGCACUCCUCCCGGCCCCGGAUCCUUCUUCUGAUGUGUUCUGUGUUUUCUAAUCGCUGAGAGUUCUGAGGUUGGAGUUAAGCAUUCUAGGAAGGAGUGGGAAGAUAUGGAAGCUUGUAGCGUGUUGUCUAGGUCUGAGCGAUGUUGUAGACCUAGACAUCACAUGCGCCCCAACGCCGUGGCGUUAUACUAUACGUUUUCGAGAAGCUUAACCCUCUCUCAGACACAGCCAUCAACAUCAACUGCUGACUGGAUGGAUGGUGGAGCUCCACACAUCAACACACACCGAGGCACUAGCGCACAUUCGCGUAGUCGGUGAACCUUCGUCCUGACGUCAUCAUGAAAAGAACCGGACUUGAGCUGGGAGCAGAGUAGAACGUUCACUAAUUGGUUGGCGGGGACCGGCAAAAACAACGGGUUCUGCGACAGUCCUGAAUUACGCUAUCAUUUUGUAACAGCGACAACAUGGCGUAGAUCACUAUGUCGAACGUCAAAUUGCCCCCUGGGGACAAAUAAAGUUUUUUUGAAUUUGAAUUUGAAAUAACACACACCAAGAUGUUCUUUGGGUUUACUGGCACUUCAAAGUAACGGAGACAAAAGGAGACAUGUUGUCCUUCUCUCCCCCCCAGCGGGGGCUCUCUCCUGGCCGGCGGCGGGGGGCUCCUCCCCGGUCCCGUCCGUCCCCGGUCGAGUCCGGGCGCUGGCCGGGUCCUGUGUGUCGGUCCCCUGCUCCUUCACCCCCCUGGCUGCUCCCCUCUGGAGAGGCGGGGGCCAGUCGGAGGUCCGGCUGACGUUCACAGGAGGACGCCGCUUCCCUUCGAGGAGCACCGCCUUCAACAGCGAGGACCCCCGUCACGUGCAUGGGCGGGGAGUACCUAAGACGGACCUCCCUCCACGGGCGGAUCUCAGAGGGGGACUGCUCGCUGAGACUGGACCCGGUCCGCCUGCAGGACUCACGGGCUUUUGAGGUCGCCUUGAAGGGCCCGGAGGAGGGGUACUGGGGGACCCCGAGGGCCUUCACCCUGGAGGUCUCUGAACACCCUGAGUCCCCCGUCAUCAGCGGGCCGGUUUCCGUCACCGAGGGACGGCCCGUCUCCCUGAACUGUACGGUGGGCUCCUUCUGCCCGUCCAGACCGCCCGUGCUGCGCUGGCACUGGGAGAGAGGAGCCCCGCCCAACAGCAGCAGCAGGGAUGGAGGGGGACGUCAGCUCCUCCUCCAACGCCAGCCCAACCGGCCCCUACUGCUCUCCUCGCUCUCCUUCACCGCCUCCUCCACGGCCAAGCCCAGAGUCCGGUGUGAAGCCGCCUACCCUGGAGGAGCCGUCGUGGGCGCGCUCAGGGAGGUCCACAUCACCUGUAUGCACCCUCCCUCCAGACAUCCUGCUCCACAUUCAGUUCACCCGCCGGAUUUGAGGGUGGAGGUGCGCCUCCUGGUGGUGCUUGAGGGGGGCAGCGUGCUGCUGGAGUGUGCGUGUAAGGCCGACCCCCCUGUCACCACCUACCGCUGGUCCUACGUACUGCACGGCCGCACCGUGGCCCUCGACGCGCACACGCACGCAUCUACAACGCAACCAGAGGCAUACAAACCACUCAUCCUGCGCCCGCUCUCGUCCUGUUUGCUCGCGGAGUUUGAGGUCACAUGUGUCUGUAUCGUGAACUCGGACCCGCGGGCUGCGGUGAGGUGGAGUGUGAACGGGAGUGUGCCCUCUGGUGGGUACAACGUGUCGGUGGAGGGGUACUCGAGUGAAGUGAGAUCAUGGCUGCGCUGGCGGAUGGACGGAUGGCAAAGGGUCACAUGUCUGGCGGAGAACCAGCUGGGAGAUGACUCGCUGACCCUCAUGCAGCCCGGAGAAGGCGUGUGUUGA
Molecule: messenger RNA, 1999 nt
Organism: Gadus morhua (Atlantic cod)
Lineage: Eukaryota; Metazoa; Chordata; Actinopteri; Gadiformes; Gadidae
Gene: psg4
Product: kin of IRRE-like protein 2
Exons: 5
Coding region: 995-1999 (334 amino acids)
Source: RefSeq, a predicted model, not a curated record